Molecule: messenger RNA, 2889 nt
Organism: Eriocheir sinensis (Chinese mitten crab)
Lineage: Eukaryota; Metazoa; Arthropoda; Malacostraca; Decapoda; Varunidae
Product: mitochondrial import inner membrane translocase subunit Tim22-like
Exons: 6
Coding region: 744-1310 (188 amino acids)
Biological process (GO): protein insertion into mitochondrial inner membrane
Cellular component (GO): TIM22 mitochondrial import inner membrane insertion complex
Molecular function (GO): transmembrane protein transporter activity
Source: RefSeq, a predicted model, not a curated record
AGGGGGAGGAGCUUAGCGAGGAGCAAAGGCGAGAAGGCGAGGGCAGGGAGAAGCACGGGCAGUGAGGAGACGAGCAGCAGGAAGCGAGGAGGGCUGCCAGGGAAGAGACAAAACCCAGAGAGUGAGAGGCAGAGAGCGAGGCCGACGAGCGGUGAAGGACGCACGUUAAGAGGUGGGCGUGACCGUCCAUCACAGCCAUGUGAACACCACCGCAAGCACGGCAGAGGCGAAGCAAGGCACAGCAAAGCUCAGCAAGGCGAGGCGAAACAAAAGCACGGCAGAAGCAACCUCUUCAACAACGCCUUAAACCAGCCUUGCCGUCAUAACCACCUCCACGGCUUCUGCAACCACGCCUCAGCUCGUAAACCACCCAACCACGCCUCGUCAACAACGCUGCUGCACUUACCCGCCCUGGCAGUCUCUACCCUCCGCCGGCGCCUCAAUCGCCCCAGUGCCCUCCUCCAUCCUACACCAGUUGUGCCGAUAUGGAGGCCAGACUCUCCAACGGGUCACCUUUACAGCAAGAGCAAGAGUGUAAACAAACCCUCGCAGCGCCGCGGCCGUGAACUCACCGGCUGCCCGCAACACCCAAGUUAAUACCUUUACUCGCCUUUACCUGGACCAACACUACACAGACUAAUUACCUGGAACACGUGGGUCAUGACGUAUACACAGGGAUCGGAUUAAGCGUGUGUAAAGCCUUGAGCGACGUAAAAAAGCAGUGGGCCCCGAGCUCCGUGGGCAUGGCGAGUGAGGCGAGCAUGGAGGGCGGAGACAAGAAGCCGCUCUUCACGCCGCAGGAGAUCGACCAGAUCGCCAAGUUCCUGGUCCUGAACCAGCGGCGGGAGCGCGAGAACAUGAUCAUCCCGCGCAGCUUCACGCCCACCGUCAUAAAGUCCAAGGAGGAGAAGAUGGUGGAGGCGACCUUUGAGAGCUGCGCCUUCAAGUCCGUGCUGUCCCUGGUGGCCGGGUUUGUUCUUGGUGGUGGCAUUGGUCUGUUUGCUGCCAGUGUUACACCCAACAUCCCCACGCCAGACAAGCCUCAGCCGUCUGCCCGAGAGGUCCUCCGGGAGUUGAAGGUUUCCACGUUAUCAUACGGGAAAAACUUUGCGGCUAUCGGGUUCAUGUUUUCUGGUGUGGAGUGUGCCAUUGAGACGUACCGAGGGAAGACUGACUGGAAAAAUGGCACCUACGCAGGAGGCAUCACGGGCGGCAUUCUGGGACUGAGAGCUGGCGUCAAGGCCGGGGUGGUCGGAGCGAUUGGGUUUGCUGUGUUCUCCUUUGCCAUUGACUCCUACAUGAGGCACUGAGCGUUGGUGUUACAUAAUGAUCAGAGUUGGGGGGUGAGAUCGGGGUGUCAGUUGUUAGUAGGGUGUGAAUGUGUGGUGACUGAAUGAAGGGAUGUCUUGGCCUUGGAUUGGGAGGUUGUCACUUUGUUUGGCAGGGAGUGUUAAUAACGGCUUGCUUGUUGAGUUGUGAAUGCUCUCAGACUGUUGUGGCUCAUACCUUGGAGUCUCCUUAACUGUUGAAUUUGUAUGAAGAAAACCACACAGUAUAUUUUGCAAGAAAUGUGGAUGCAAAUGUAGAUCUUGAAUGCUCUCUUUGGUAGGUGUUUUGGUGUUCAUGUAUUCCAUUCCUUUAUUCAUUUAAUCUUCUCUUUCUUUUUGUUUUACAUCUUAUUUUUCUUUUCAUUCAUUUAGUCUAUCAAAGAAUUCAUCUGAGUAGAAACUUUAAAGGCCUUCCAUGAUUUUCUUUGACUUUCUUAUCUGUUGACUACUGUUUGCUUAAGGUUAUGAAGGAGGCAUCGUUGGACUUGGCUAAGUAAUGAGUCUUUUAAAGUGCAGAGGAAAUGAUUGGCUCCUUUACUUUCCAUCAAAACCACUAGGGCAUGAUGGAGGUGCUAGAGAGGGAGUGUUGAGUGUGCAUUGGUAUUUUUGCAUCUUAUUUUGCUCCUUCAGGGUGACUUAAGAACAUUUGACUUGCAUAGUAGAGUGUUGGAUGCUUUUGUGUUUGCCAAGAGUACUAGAGGAUGAUGGUGUUAGUGAAGGAGUGUUAGUGUGCAUUAGUAAGCUGGCCUCAUCUUUUGAUCCUCAUUGGUGACUCUUAUGAAUACUUGACUCACAAAGUAGUGUUAAUAAAGGCUUUAGUGUUUACCAAGACCACUAGACAGGGAUGGAGAUAUUGGUGAAGGAGUGAUGGAUGUGCAUUGGUGGCCAAGCUAGGGUGACUUAAGAACAUUUGACUUGCAUAGUAGAGUGUUGGAUGCUUUUGUGUUUGCCAAGAGUACUAGAGGAUGAUGGAGGUGUUAGUGAAGGAGUGUUUAGUGUGCAUUAGUAAGCUGGCCUCUUAUUUUGAUCCUCAUUGGUGACUCCUAUGAAUACUUGACUCACGAAGUAGUGUUAAUAAAGGCUUUAGCGUUUACCAAGACCACUAGACAAGGAUGGAGAUACUGAAGGAGUGAUGGAUGUGCAUUGGUGGCCAAGAUAAGAGCGUUGCUGUUUUGUGUUUUGUUAGUGAUGGUCCUUCUGUUCGAUAUGUUUGCUAGAUAAUUGCAUCGUUUCUUCUAGUUGUCAAGGUGAUCCUGUUUUUUUUUUAGUUAUGUUUGUUAGAUCAUUGUUUCUUUUAGUCAUCAAGUGUUGUUUGUGUUAGUUUAGGGACCAAUAGAGUGUCUUCGUAGUUUCAUUCUCAUCUGUUCAAGUGUCAUUUGUUGGCCUUCACAAAAUUUUCUGGUGAGAUCUUAACACUUUGCAUCCCAUAUCUGAAGGGCAAACUUUCAUUGAGAUAUAGUUUGUUUUGGAAGCUGUAUAUAUGUAUAUGUAUGACUAAUGAGCAGAAGUUUUGUUAUAAUUAUAUUUUGUACAUACAUAUAAAAAAUCAGUACGCUGUCUA